ACACAUACGCAUCAGUUAAUCAACAAGUUUCAUUAAAAGACAUUAAAUUUUUCCUUUUAUGCAAAAACCUUGAAAAUGAUCUUCACUCUCUUCGUUGUCUUUGCUGUUGCUUCUUCAGCUCUUGGUGAAUGUCCAGUUCCUCCAACUGUUCCUGGUGCUGAUAUUGGCAAAGCGCUUGAUUGAACUAGAUUGCCGGCCGAUGGUAUGAAAUUUCCGGAUCGCAGCUGGGAGGCUCCCAAGAAAGAGUUACAUGUCUUACACAGGAUUUCACUCCUCGAGAGGAUGGAGACUUCAAUUUUACAAUGCUUGGAACUCAACAUGAUGGUUCAAUGAAUAUUGAACAAUUGUUGGCCAUACGUACUGGUAGUCAAAAUUCAAUCGACCUCAAUGAUAUGGCCAAAAGGCUUCCAUAUCAAGUUACUCUCUAUGUAGCCGAUACUGAUUACGAGAACUAUUUAGCUACUUACAGUUGUAUUCACAUCCCUGGUUAUUCAAACAUAAUAUACGGGUGGGUUUUAUCAAGGACUAACACCAUGAGUGAUGAAAAAUAUGCUGAACUGAACGAUUUGUUGGUUAAUAAAGUUGGCGUUCCUAGCGAUGUAUUUGGACCAAUAAUCCAAAAAGAUUGUAAAUACUGGUCCCUUUCCCCUCAAUAAUAUUCAAAUUCGAAUAAAAUUUAAUUUUCAUUGCA
This is a messenger RNA of Tetranychus urticae (two-spotted spider mite), 691 nucleotides long. The record is from RefSeq and is a predicted model, not a curated record. NCBI's taxonomy places the organism in Eukaryota, Metazoa, Arthropoda, Arachnida, Trombidiformes, Tetranychidae.